AUGACCUUCGAGCGCAAAGAGUCGGACUCGGCGGAGGUGCAACAUGUGGACUUUUCGGAUUCGCGCUCGCAUGGCAAGGCCGUCAAUGCCCAGUUGAUCUUCACUUGCAUCGUGUUUGGCGCUGCCUCCUUCUUGUUUGGCUUCGACGACAAGAUCAUAUCCCCCGUGGCGGCGUUGCCGGCGUUUGUUGAGAAAUUCCAAGGACCCAAUCCAUCUGGGAAAUAUGUCCUUACGGCUCGAAAUCAGAAUCUCGUCUUCUCUCUGCCGUUGGUGGGCUCCAUCUUUGGAGGUCUGCUGGCUUCGCCGAUGAACUUCCAUUGGGGUCGCAAAUGGCCGCUGAUUGUGGCAUACAUUGUAUCUGUCGGGGGUGGCCUGCUGCAAGUCUUUGCACCCAAUCUAGGGGCUUUCAUCGGUGGUCGUUCAAUCAAUGCUGUUGCAUUGGGGAUCGUCAAUGCCACUGCCCCCUUGUAUAUCGCCGAGGUUGUACCCGCAUCUAUUCGAGGCAGAUCUGUCAGCUCCACCAACAUCUUGAACCUCACUGCCGGAGUGGUGGGCACAGUGGUGGUCUUCAGGUCCGAAAAGAUCUCGGGGAUCUUGUCAUACCAAAUCCCACUCGCAGUACAGUGCGCUCUCCCUGUGAUCCUGUUCUUCCUGACCCUUCCUCUCCCCGAGAGCCCUCAGUGGCUCGUUGGGAAGGAAGAGAUGGAGCGAGCCCGUCGCAGCCUGCGCAAACUGCGCGGGUUCAGCGACGAAGAAGUCGACGACGAACUGCGCCUGAUGAAGCGCAGUGAGGAAAGCGAGCGUGAACUCCACGCCCAUACCAAAUUCUGGCAUAUCUUCCAACGCAAGCAUCUUAAGCGCACCAUCACAGCUGGUUCAUUCUUCUCUCUUAACCAAAUAUCAGGUGUCAUCCUCUCAACAACAUACGCCACCGUCUUCCUGACAGAGAUUGACGUGGCGAACGCAUUCACUCUGACUAUCAUUGCAUCCUGCUGCACAUUAGCCGGCACCAUCGCCGCGCCUUUCGUCAUAGAUCGCGCCGGCCGACGACCAACAGCGUUCGUCGGCAUGGGCAUACUCUUUGCCGUCGAUGUGGUGGCUGGUAGCCUGGCUUUUGACAGGAACAAGCAAGCAACUAUGGCCAUUGCAGCACUAUCAUUUGUAUUUAACUUCUUUUGGGCAUCGUCAUUCUUCUCGCUGUCGAACCUCAUGCCAUCGGAGAUGGCAACCCCGAAGCUCCGCCAUCACACCAUGUCCUACACCGUGGCGUGCGCGCAGUCGACGGCAGUGAUCACUACCCUGGUGGUUCCACAGCUCACUUCUGCAGAUGCAGCCAAUCUCGGCGCAAAGACAUAUCUCAUCUUUGCCGGCUGUAUGGCGGCCAUCAUCGUCUUCUUUUAUUUCCUCAUGCCGGAAACGAGAGGUCGUUCAUUUGCCGAGAUUGAUGAGAUGUAUGCUGCUAAGAUCCCUAUGUGGAAAUGGAGGUCCUAUGAGACAUCCUUUCAGAAGUCCCGAGCGUCAAAGGGUGCAUGA
Messenger RNA from Penicillium brevicompactum, 1533 nucleotides. RefSeq lists its product as uncharacterized. Gene Ontology annotation, biological process: transmembrane transport; carbohydrate transport. Gene Ontology annotation, cellular component: membrane. The record is from RefSeq and is a predicted model, not a curated record. The coding region runs from base 1 to 1533 and encodes 510 amino acids. NCBI's taxonomy places the organism in Eukaryota, Fungi, Ascomycota, Eurotiomycetes, Eurotiales, Aspergillaceae. Gene Ontology annotation, molecular function: carbohydrate:proton symporter activity. The transcript is spliced from 3 exons.